AUGUUUACCAAGUGCUAUGAAAAAAUAAAUGCUGAAGAAUGGCAUUCUGUCCGUGUAUUGCUACGUAUGGUGGCACACCAUGUUGCAGUGUUGACCAAACAUGAUCUCAGUCACUUUGCUUUACCACUGUUUGAUUUCUACCUGGAAACACUGGAAUAUAGAGACAAUAUGACCAUGGUUGAUAAGGAUGAAGUUGAUUCUGUAGAAGAAGUUUCGGUCAAUGGAACAAUUUCCCUUCUUCUUAAAUUACCUGAAGCUACUUUCAAACCUCUUUUUGUAAAGUUGAACCACUGGGGUUGUUCUGAUGAUGCCACACCAACAAGAACCACCACAUUCUAUCAUUGUACUUGUGUUAUGGCUGGCAAACUUAAAAGUCUUUUCUCUCUCUUUGCUGGCCCUCUCCUAAGUCACAUGAUGGAAUCGCUGAAGCAUGAAGAAAUUGAUCCAGAAAAUGUCACUCGAUGUCGCUAUGUAGUUGAGACAUUUAAACUCACACUGCUUCACUCAAGUUCAAACUUUAUGACGCAACAAAGGUUUGAUAUGACAGCGGGCGUGUUGGUUGAUCAGCUGGAAAAAUCUCAACUAGACAAUGAAAUGCUACAAGAUUACAUCAUCAAUUACAUCAUACCCUGUAUUGGCCAACUGGUGAUGUCAUCAAGGAAUGAUGUUGCCUGGCAACCACUAAACUACCAGAUUUUGCUCAAAAUGCGUCACAAAAAUCCAGAGGUUCGGUUACACGCACUAGAAACCUUGCUAGUAGUUGCAGAGAAACUGGGAGACGAUUAUAUGGUUUUGUUGCCAGAAACUAUACCUUUCCUAGCUGAACUCAUGGAAGAUGAAAAUGAUAAUGUUGAAAAGCGCUGUCAUGCAGUGAUCAAACGAAUGGAAGAAGUCUUAGGAGAACCACUACAAAAAUAUUUCUAA
Molecule: messenger RNA, 924 nt
Organism: Ciona intestinalis (vase tunicate)
Lineage: Eukaryota; Metazoa; Chordata; Ascidiacea; Phlebobranchia; Cionidae
Source: RefSeq, a predicted model, not a curated record